ACUGCUUCCGGGUUGGGAGGCGUGCUCCGCGUCGCGCGGGCCUUUCCAGAGGACAGCGGGGCUGAGAGGGGAGUGAAAGAUGGCAGCACGCCGUGUGUUAAAGGCUGUUUUGGUAGAUCUCAGCGGCACACUUCACAUUGAAGAUACAGCUGUGCCAGGCGCACAGGAAGCUCUUAAAAGGUUGCGUGCUGCUUCCGUGAUGGUUCGGUUUGUGACCAACACAACCAAAGAGAGCAAGAAAGACCUGCUGGAAAGACUGAAAAAACUGGAGUUUGAUAUUUCUGAAGAUGAAAUAUUUACUUCCCUCACGGCAGCCCGAAAUUUAAUAGAGCAGAAGCAAGUCAGGCCCAUGCUACUGGUUGAUGACCGCGCACUGCCUGACUUCACAGGAAUUCAAACCCAGGACCCCAACGCUGUGGUCAUUGGACUGGCACCAGAACAUUUUCACUACCAGCUUCUGAACCAAGCAUUCCGGCUGCUCCUGGAAGGAGCCCCUCUGAUAGCUAUCCACAAGGCCAGGUACUACAAGAGAAAAGACGGCUUAGCGCUGGGACCAGGACCAUUUGUGACUGCCUUAGAGUAUGCCACAGACAUGAAAGCCACAGUAGUGGGAAAACCAGAGAAGACAUUCUUUCUGGAAGCAUUGAGGGACACUAACUGUGUACCAGAGGAGGCCAUCAUGAUAGGAGAUGACUGCCGGGACGAUGUUGAUGGGGCUCAGAGCAUUGGCAUGCUGGGCAUCUUAGUUAAAACUGGGAAAUACAAAGCAGCAGAUGAAGAAAAAAUUAACCCACCUCCUUACUUAACGUGCGAGAGCUUCCCUCAAGCUGUGGACCACAUCCUGCAGCAUCUCCUGUGAGCGCAUGCGGUGUGGACUGGGUGGACCCCUUUCCAACAAGGUGGCAUCAGGAGGCUGCGCCACCCAGUACUGAUCCUGUUUAAGCCUUUCAUUGUGCAUUAACUAGAAAGAGGGUAUGGAAUUGCAGCCCGCCCCAAACCUUGCUCGUCUCUGUUUUAUAAAGAAGAUGAGACGUGAAGAAGGGAGAGGUGAGAUUUUGUGCCAUUCCUGUUAAAAUAUUCAUCAGGUUCACUGGGCCGGAGGAGACCCUCCAGCAGCAGCUCUCUGUUUUUCUGUGGUGGAGAUGAAGGGACCCUCUGUGAGUGUGACUGACCCACACAGAGAUGCACUGCAAGGUGCCAGAGGUCAGCCGUGAAGCCCGGAAGACAAGCCCCAGAGAAGGAAGGCGGCAGCCAUAUGACGAGUCCUUGAGCUGAGAUCCAGCGAAGUUGCUCUAACAGAUGUGCAAAGCCAGAUCUUCCACUGUAUUCCCAGCACAGAUGAGGUUUUUUUCUCUUCAUUAGCCAGAGAUGACUAAUUUAAAUUUAGAACCCGAAUUUAAUUUAAAAUAAUAUUUCCAUUAAUAACCUAUUCAUUGCAGAUACCUAUUAUACUGUGUAACAGUUGUUUUGGAAAUUUUAUGUAAAAUUAAAACUAUCAGUAUUUUACAGAUGUUUUAAUUAGACAUUGUUAUUAACAGGAACAGUGCAGAAACCAAAAUCAAGCCUUUAAUGUCUUAUAGACCGUGCAUUUUUGGAGUUAGUGUCCACUAGGGACCUAUUAACUGUACAUUUGCAAGAUUUCAUUAUUUUUGCCUCUGACACUAUGGGAGAAAUCUUUUAGGAACUAUUGGGACAGAUUCAAGCUUUUAUGCACUUCUUACUACAGUUGUAAAAUGAGAUCUUGUCUCGGUGCCUGGGUUCCUCGUCUCGUGUUAAACCCACCCAGAUGAAGGAGAUUAAGUAGGUAAUGAUUUUCCUGGUGCAUUUGCAUGCCGUGCUAAUCCAAGGCCGUGGCAAUUGUUUUACAGGGCUCUUGGGCACUGAAUUAUUAGGAUGUAAUUGUGCCUCAUCACAGUGCUCACCUUAUUGAAGCACACACUAAUGUUAAUGAGCUUCAGGCUUUGAUGCUUGUUUAGAGAUCAGCUCUGCCUUAGAUGGAAGGAAACACAGCUGAAGAAAUGGUGUUUUGGUGAGUGCUCUGUGCCCCACUUUGCACUUCCACACUGGCAAGUGCAGACAACAGUGUGAUCUUGUAAUGUUGUACAACAACCUGACUCUAAUGUUGGCACGGCCGAGGGCAGAGCAUCAGGGCAGCGUGAGCUCAAGCCCGCAGACUGAGCAAGUGAGUCACCACGCCCCUUUCUACACAGUCUUGCUGAGCAUGGAAUGUAGGAGCCCAGGCUAAAUACUUAGAAACCCUGAAAGGGGCAGGCUUGUGCGGACUGACCUUGAAGAGCUGCAUUUGGAUAAAAGCUCAGGCGGAAGGAAAGCACACUGCUCUGGAUCCCGGGGGAGGCGGCAGUCUGGGAUUUGGGUGCCAGGGCCAGUUGUUAGGAAUUACCAGAUACUCUAAAGCCGCUGUGUGCUAACUGCUGGGCUGGCCCUGCCCAUCGAGGGAGGCUUCUGCCUCAGCAUUCUCUAGUUGAGGAGCUAAGGACACAGUUCUAAAGGUCACUAGGAAGGCUGGAGUCUGUGUCCUCUCUGCUAACUUCCUCACCUCAGGAUGGAAUGAGGCGUCAUGGUUUCCUGCCCAGAUGGUACUAGUAACAGUGCCCUCAAGAGGUCCCCAUCUCGUCACUGGACAAGACUAAGUCUCAUUCUUUUUAUGUCUGCUGCCACACAGGCAGCUGAAGCAAUGGAAAUGAACCAACUAUCACCGGAAGUCAAUGCUAGGAGGCAUACGUAUGGAUGGAGAGGAAACAUUUCAACUUCAGUGUUCUGUCACACAUGCCUAAAGCAAAGGCCGUUUAGAUGUGAGCCAACAGUAAAGCUGAUGCUCUGGAAGCAGGACAGAGCUAGAGCGAGGAAAGCUGGUGAUGUCCAGGUAUCAGGCGCACAGGAUGGAAGACCUCACCCAGGCUCCAGCCUGGACGAGCAGCCCUCCGGCUCCAGUGUCCCUCAGAACCAUGGCAAUCUUAGUUCGAGGUAUUUCUCUAACAUUUAGCAUACAUUAGGGCUUGUUAUCUGGCCUGUCCACAGAGAGGUCCAGGAGGGUAUCUCAGAAUCAGAAGCACUCCAGUCACCGUCUCAGCUGACCUUGCUCAUCCUGACCUCCUGGAGGAAAUGUAAUCCAGGUGUCUAGGGAGCUUCCUUUGCCAGCUGUCUUAGUUUCUUUUCUUGUUGCUGUGAUAAAGUGCCUUGAUAAAAGAAACUUGAGGGAGAGAUUUAACUUCUAGUUCACAGUACAAGUCCUGGUGGGGAAUUAAGUCGGCAGGUGCAUGAACUUGCUGUCCGGGGCACACCCCACUCAGGAAUGCACCAUUCCCAUUGCCCAGGCCUUCCUCCAUUUUCUGCAGUCAGGAUCUCCACCAGGAAGUGGCUCCACCUAGAUCACACAGUUGUCACCACCUCAGCCACAUCUAAAGAAUCCCCCAUAAGGAGCCUAGAGUGAUUCUACAUUAUAACCAUGGCACAGGCCUCCCCACAAUUAAAGGGUUGUCUUGAUAUGAAAGGCUUGAUAUCCACAUCGGCCUCACAAUGAUCUGCUCCUGGGCAGAAAAGGCACUAAAUACUUUGGGAGUAGGAAGGCCAGUGGGUGCAAUGGGAAAUGAUGGGAAUCAGGAGCAGUGAACACUGGGAGGAUAUAGAGCCAAGCCAUUGGUGGCCAGAUGUGUCUCCAUCACACCACACACAGCUGCAGGUAGGUGCAGCUCUACCUGCCUGCCACACCACAUCUGUCACAGCCUAUCAUAAUGACAAGGCAUAGACAAGGGACCACCUCACUAUGAUGGCUCCACAAAUGUCCCCAGGUGUGGUGUCAGAUACCACCUUGGAAUGAUGGCACUGUCAUUUCACCCUUAAUCCACACUUUAAAACUCCAUUAUCCUGUAGGGUGGGGAAGGUGGAAAUAUCUCUGUAUUUAUUAUGUUCAGUUAGCUUUGGAUCAAUGCAUCCAGUAACAUGAAAUUAAAGUCCUUAGGCACCUGCAAUAAAAGAUUUUUAAAACUGCA
Apodemus sylvaticus (European woodmouse) is the source of this 4010-nucleotide messenger RNA. RefSeq names its product haloacid dehalogenase like hydrolase domain containing 2 (gene Hdhd2). The transcript is spliced from 7 exons. Lineage: Eukaryota; Metazoa; Chordata; Mammalia; Rodentia; Muridae. The coding region runs from base 80 to 859 and encodes 259 amino acids. Gene Ontology annotation, molecular function: phosphatase activity. The record is from RefSeq and is a predicted model, not a curated record. Gene Ontology annotation, biological process: dephosphorylation.